Molecule: messenger RNA, 1212 nt
Organism: Helianthus annuus (common sunflower)
Lineage: Eukaryota; Viridiplantae; Streptophyta; Magnoliopsida; Asterales; Asteraceae
Product: probable carboxylesterase 6
Exons: 1
Coding region: 119-1111 (330 amino acids)
Molecular function (GO): hydrolase activity
Source: RefSeq, a predicted model, not a curated record
ACAAUUUCCACUACUUUACACACAGCAGCCCCAACCACCACUCACUUCCUAUAUAUACACUCUACACUAACAACAUUCCUACACAACUCCCAUUCAUCACUUCUCAAACCAACACAAAAUGGUUGCCGACAGAAAAAUCAUCGACCAAGUCUCCGGCUGGCUCACGGUCUACGACGACGGUUUCGUCGAUCGGUCAUGGACCGGACCACCACAAUUUAAGUUCAUGUCCGACCCUGUCCCACCACACCAUCAUUUCAUUGAUGGAGUUGCCACACAUGACUUGUUGAUUAAUUCCAAGUCCGGUCUCCAUGCUCGGGUAUACCUACCCGAGGUACCAGAGACCGGAAAGCUGCCAAUCCUCCUCCACUUUCACGGAGGAGGAUUUUGUAUCAGCCAGCCAGACUGGUACAUGUACUACAACAUAUACACACGUAUCGCCCGCGAAGCGGGCGCCAUAGUCGUUAGCCCCUUCCUCCGUCUCGCCCCGGAGCACCGCCUCCCCGCAGCCUUAGAUGACGGGUAUUCAACCCUUCUCUGGCUCAGAGACGUGGCAAAUGAUGAAACGUACGAUUCAGGGCUGUCCACUAAGGGAGAUUUUAACCGUGUCUUCCUUAUUGGAGACAGCUCUGGUGGGAACAUAGUCCACCAGGUGGCGAAAAAGGCAGCCGAAGAAAACCUCCAUCCGGUAAGACUAGCCGGAGCAAUCCCCAUCCACCCGGGGUUUGUCCGGUCGGUGAGAAGCAAGUCGGAGUUGGAAAAACCGCAAUCUCCCAUGCUAACUCUUGACAUGUUGGAUAAGUUUUUGAGCAUGGGGCUGCCGGAAGGUAGCACGAAAGACGGCCCGAUAACAUGUCCGAUGGGGGAGGAGCUGCAGGGGGUGGAGCUGCCGCCGUAUCUGCUGUGUGUGGCGGAGGAGGACCUUGUGAUUGAUACAGAAAUGGAGUUCUAUGAAGGGAUGAAGAAAGAUGGAAAAAAGAUUGAGUUGUUGGUGAGUGAAGGAGUAGGACACAGCUUUUAUCUUAACAAAAUCGCCAUUGAUAUCGACCCAAUCACCUCCCAACAGACUAGUAAAAUGAUCCAGGCGAUCUCCCACUUUGUGGCUAAUCAUUAAUAUUAUUUUGUUAUGAUUGUGUUGCACCUUUAUCUAUCAUAUAUAUCUAUAACUAUAUAUCAAUGUUAUGAAUAAAAACAUUCACUUUUCAUAAAUUAUUA